GAUGGGUUCACUCCUCUGGCAGUGGCGUUGCAGCAAGGCCACGAGCAGGUGGUUUCCCUGCUGCUGGAGAACGACACUAAAGGGAAAGUUCGCCUCCCCGCGCUACACAUCGCUGCAAGGAAGGACGACACCAAGGCCGCCGCGCUACUCCUCCAGAACGACCACAACGCUGACGUCGAGUCCAAGAUGAUGGUGAAUAGAGCAACAGAGAGCGGUUUCACUCCUCUCCAUAUUGCGGCUCACUACGGCAAUAUCAACGUAGCAACACUCCUGAUGAACAGAGGGGCAGCUGUGGACUUCAAGGCAAGGAAUGACAUAACACCACUGCACGUAGCAUCCAAACGUGGGAACGGCAACAUGGUGCGACUGCUGCUGGAGAGAGGGUCCAAGAUAGAUGCACGAACCAAGGACGGUCUGACUCCUCUCCACUGUGGAGCCAGGAGUGGCCAUGAGCAGGUGGUGGAGAUGCUGCUGGACAGAGGAGCUCCAAUACUAUCCAAGACAAAGAACGGUUUGUCUCCGCUCCACAUGGCAACCCAGGGCGACCACCUGAACUGCGUCCAGCUGCUGCUGCACCACGAGGUGCCUGUGGAUGACGUGACCAACGACUAUCUGACAGCGCUGCACGUGGCGGCACACUGCGGACACUACAAGGUGGCAAAGGUGAUCGUGGACAAGAAGGCCAACCCCAACGCCAAGGCUCUGAAUGGUUUCACCCCCCUGCACAUUGCCUGUAAGAAAAACAGAGUCAAGGUGAUGGAGCUACUUCUGAAGCAUGGAGCGUCGAUACAGGCAGUCACUGAGUCCGGUUUGACUCCAAUCCAUGUUGCAGCGUUUAUGGGACACGACAACAUCGUGCACCAGCUGAUCAACCACGGGGCUUCACCAAACACAAGCAAUGUGAGGGGGGAGACAGCGCUCCACAUGGCAGCGAGGGCCGGACAGUCUAAUGUGGUCAAAUAUCUGAUCCAGAAUGGAGCACGGGUCGAUGCCAAGGCCAAGGACGACCAGACACCGCUGCACAUCUCAAGCCGUCUUGGUAAGCCAGACAUCGUCCACCAGCUGCUGACAAACGGAGCUUUCCCAGAUGCCAUCACCAGCUCUGGAUACACUCCGUUACACCUGGCUGCCAGGGAGGGACACAGAGACAUCGCUACAGCGCUGCUGGACCAAGGAGCCAGUCUGGGAAUCAUUACCAAGAAGGGCUUCACUCCGUUGCAUGUGGCUGCAAAGUACGGCAAGAUCGAAGUCGCCAACCUGCUGCUGCAGAAAAACGCUCCGGCUGAUGCUGCUGGGAAGAGUGGACUAACUCCACUGCAUGUGGCAGCACACUAUGAUAACCAGAAGGUGGCGCUGCUCUUGCUCAACCAGGGAGCUUCACCACACGCCGCUGCAAAGAAUGGUUACACACCACUCCACAUUGCCGCUAAGAAGAAUCAGAUGGAGAUUACCACCACCUUGCUGGAGUACGGUGCCUCCACCAACACAGUGACCCGCCAGGGCAUCACUCCUCUGCACCUCGCUUCACAGGAAGGCAACGUGGACAUAGUGACGCUGCUGCUGGCCCGAGACGCUCCGAUCAACAUGGGCAAUAAGUCCGGUCUGACCCCACUCCACCUGGCUGCCCAGGAGGAUAAAGUCAACGUCGCUGAGGUGUUAGUCAACCAGGGAGCUACUCUAGACCCUGAGACUAAGCUGGGAUACACUCCGCUCCAUGUGGCCUGUCACUAUGGCAACGUGAAGAUGGUCAACUUCCUGCUGAAAAAUCAGGCGAAGGUCAACGCUAAGACCAAGAACGGUUACACACCUCUCCAUCAGGCUUCACAGCAGGGACACACACACAUCAUCAACCUGCUGCUUCAUCACGGAGCAUCGCCCAACGAACUCACAGCUAAUGGGAACAGCGCUCUGUCCAUUGCAAGGAGGCUCGGCUACAUCUCUGUCGUUGACACGCUCAAAGUAGUCACAGAGGAAACUCUCACCACGCAGACUGUUACAGAGAAGCACAAGAUGAACGUUCCAGAGACCAUGAACGAGGUGCUGGACAUGUCCGAUGACGAUGUCUGUAAAGCCAAUGUCCCCGAAAUGAUCACAGAGGACUAUAUAUCUGAUGUGGAAGAAGGUGAUGAUGCAAUGACGGGGGACACAGACAAAUAUCUUGCCCCCCAGGACCUGCGGGAGCUGGGGGACGACUCGCUCCCACAGGAGGGCUACAUGGGCUUCAGCGUUGGAGCGCGUUCGCAGAGCCCCAAAGUCAGUUCUGAUAGGUCCAACACGUUGAAUCGGAGCUCCUUCACACGGGACAGCAUGAUGAUAGAGGAGAUGCUGGCACCUGGCAAGGACAUGAUGCUCUGUAAGGAGAGGUCUUUCAUUGUAGAGAAGCGCAACAAGCAUCUGGCGGUGGCUAAGGACUGCGAUAACGACUCUCUGAGGAGAUACAGUUGGACCCCAGACGCCCAUGAUAAUGUCAACAUAGUGUCCUCGCCAAUACACUCGGGUUUUUCCUCUCCGCUCCCGCAGUACGACAGCAGGUUCCUGGUCAGCUUCAUGGUGGACGCCAGAGGUGGCUCCAUGAGAGGGAGUCGUCACAACGGCAUGCGCAUCAUCAUCCCGCCCAGGAAGUGCACGGCGCCCACCAGAAUCACCUGUCGCCUGGUCAAGAGACACAAACUGGCCACGCCCCCACCGAUGGUGGAAGGAGAAGGCCUGGCCAGCCGAUUGGUUGAAGUCGGUCCUGCAGGAGCUCAGUUCCUCGGGCCUGUGAUUGUGGAGAUCCCUCAUUUUGGCUCGAUGCGAGGCCAGGAGAGAGAGCUGAUCCUGCUGCGCAGCGAGAACGGGGAGAGCUGGAAGGAGCACGUGUACGACUACAAGACUGACGACCUCAGGCAGCUCCUCAGUGGGAUGGAUGAAGGUGAAGCACAAGUUCAGAUUUCUUCUUUUUUGUGUCUAAACUUUGUCUUAUAAUGCCAAUCAGCCAAGUAUUUUUUAUGUCAAGGUGAUUUGGUAAUAACAUUUCCUAAACCAUUCUUUCAAGAGUCUUU
Molecule: messenger RNA, 3041 nt
Organism: Notothenia coriiceps (black rockcod)
Lineage: Eukaryota; Metazoa; Chordata; Actinopteri; Perciformes; Nototheniidae
Product: ankyrin-3-like
Exons: 27
Cellular component (GO): cytoplasm
Molecular function (GO): protein binding
Source: RefSeq, a predicted model, not a curated record